AUGCGUUUUCUGCAGAGAUGGAGUGGCUUUGGGGGGCUGUGGGUGCAGCGGCGGGGAAUGAGGAGAAGCUCGGUAUGUUUUGUAGACGAAACAGUGCUUCCAGGAGGCGCAGAUGCGCUUCGGAAGCGUGAAAAGGCGUCUGAAGACAUGUAUAUUAGAAAAAAAGAGAUCGAGCGGCUGAAGGGGCGUAAAAACGAUGUAAACAAGAAAGAGAGUGAAGAAACGGGGAAAAGCGAGGAAAAUAAAUAA
Messenger RNA from Pneumocystis jirovecii RU7, 249 nucleotides. RefSeq lists its product as uncharacterized. Gene Ontology annotation, biological process: negative regulation of ATP-dependent activity. Gene Ontology annotation, cellular component: mitochondrion. Gene Ontology annotation, molecular function: ATPase inhibitor activity. The transcript has 3 exons. Lineage: Eukaryota; Fungi; Ascomycota; Pneumocystomycetes; Pneumocystales; Pneumocystaceae. The coding region runs from base 1 to 249 and encodes 82 amino acids. The record is from RefSeq and is a predicted model, not a curated record.